AUGACCAUAGACCGUACGGCACUCACGCCCUCUACAGCGCCAACAACUGGCCCCCUGAAGCCACUCACAGCCAAAGAGCUUCAUGCUCAUCCCGCCUACUCUACUAACGACUGGUCGUCUCGCAUUCCGCCGACCUCGAAGGGCCAUGCGUCCAUCAAUGUUAGAUCCGAGCGACCUGGUGGUCUCUUCAAGAUGUACUACGAGCUACACGGUCAAGGUCCCAUCAAACUAGUAUGGAUCAUGGGCCUUGGUGCUUAUCGCACAGCAUGGAAGCGACAGAGUAAGUACUUUGGCCACGAUAGAGGGGACAAGUACACGUGUCUGGUCUUCGAUAACCGCGGAGUCGGUCUGAGCGAGAAGCCAUGGAGCCGGUACACGACACGGGAAAUGGCGGCGGAUCUCGUCGAAUUACUUGAGCAUCUGGGCUGGCUCGAGAAGGAGUAUGUCGAAAAAGUGAUGAAUGGUCUAUACAUGAAUCGUGGCGCAGCAGAGAACAUCAUGGGGCGACGUCAGGAGAAACGGCAUCUUAAUGUUAUUGGCGUAAGUAUGGGCGGUAUGAUCGCGCAAGAGGUAGCGAUGCUGAUACCGGAACGAAUACAAAGUCUGUUCCUCGUCAGCACUGCAUCCAGGAUAGUGAGGACAGUGCCUUUUGUGGAGAACCUGCGGCAGCGCAUUAAUAUGUUCGUUCCCAAGGACAUUGACGUGCAAUUAGAGGAGAUAGCACAUCGCUUGUUUAGCAAAGAUUUCCUUCAGCAGCCGGACAAGGAGAACGACGACCCUAAGCUCAAUUUCCCGACUAAUCGAGACCGUUUCGCUGCCAGCGAACUGGAAAAACGGCAGGAUAAAGAUGGCUUCACGAAGAAGGGUUUCGUGCUGCAGGCAAUUGCAGCUGGCUGGCAUCACAAGAGUGCCAGUCAGCUCAAGGAGAUUGUUCAAAAGGUUGGAGCCGACAGGAUCUGCGUCAUGCAUGGAAGUCUGGAUAACAUGAUCACGUUUAGACACUUUGAAAUAUUCAAGGAGGAAAUGGCUUCUAACAAGCCCUGUACCAUUCGACACAUUCCCUUCUCGGUCCCAAAUUCGCUUGCUGCUCAUCCGCCACGAUGUGCUACCCAUGCCUACCGUCGUCCCUAUACUGUCGACAACCAGAAGCAGGCAUCUGUUGAGCAGACUGGCAACGAAGAAACUCCUGCGGACGAUGUCGAUGUGGUACUAGAAGAUGAGCUCUUGGCUAUCCAGGAUGCUGCUAUAGCUGAACUUGAGGCUAAGCUGGGCAAGACACUACAGGAAGCCAUCGAGCAGGACCAGUUUGCGCAACGACUUCUGGCAUUACAAGGGUCUGUGUACGAUGCCACCGCACAGGAAGAGCCGGAUGUCGAUCCUGCGGAAGUCCCUUUGGUUAUGCUCAGACUGCGCGGCGCAAGCGAUGCAGAGGUAGCACGAGAAGCCAGGACUAUCUAUGGAGAUUACCUAAGAAGUGAUACAUUGAGACCUGAUGAGCUCAGUCACUACAAGCGCUUGUAUGGCGACCCUCUGGUCCAUCCUGACGAGGAGGAAGCAUAUGAGGAAUACGAGGAAGAGGAGGAGGAGAUUGACCAAGUGCCAGAGAAUGUCCUUUUUGACCAGGCCGGGACAGAAGUGCCGUACCGCCUUGAGAGCGAAGAGGAAACACCUGCGGACAUCGCAAACCAGGCGAAAGUGGGCAAGCCGUCACAGCGCGAAGACUCAAGUUCUACCUCCAGAGUCCAGAGACCGGUUGACGUGGCAAGAGCUGGUGAAGUCGCUCGAAUACUCGAAGCUGACUUGGUCGACGAAGACGUGGAUGACCUGGACGAGGAGUUCGAGGAAUCCGAAGACAGCAGAUCGCACCCUCUGACCGCCCUUGGCCGUUUUGCCACCUAUCCAAAGACUACUUUCCUACCUAAAGAGACCUUUGUUCAGCCAGUGGAGAAAGUUCUGAAGGAUUACUCGAACAAACACCUGAAAGAAGCAUGCGAGCGAACAUUUGGUGGGCCAGGUCUGCCAGACUCACCUUUGACUCCGCGUUCUGCUCGGGCGCGCCAGCAACUGCCCCUUCCAAUAGAGGCGAGCGAUAAUGCUAUGGGUCAGAUGGAGGCCAAUGCUUUUAUAACCUCUAUCAUGCCACCCACAUAUGCCUCAAUAUCGGCAACUCUCGUGGAAACGAGAAAACGACUCGGGUCUUCGUGGUUGAAUAAGGUCCUUGCGAAACCAGGAGGUCCCCGGGUGCUAGAUGCUGGCUCUGGCGGCGUCGGUAUAGUCGCAUGGCGCGAGAUUGUGCAGGCACAUUGGCAGAGCCUACACACCUCGGAUAAAGGUCAAAUACCGAAGGCGCCGCAAACAAAAUCUGUUGUCUUAACAGGCUCUGACAAUCUACGACACCGUGCGGCUACGAUGCUUGAGAAUACUACUUUUGUUCCUCGUCUACCAGACGUUGUCCGCACACGUCAAGCACCAACUUUAGACGAUGAUCGACCUGCUCAGCAACGUAAGCAGUUUGAUGUUAUUAUAGCUUCCCACUCUAUCUUCCCUCUAAAAGAAGAAUGGGAGCGCAAACAGCAUAUCCAGAACCUCUGGUCUUUACUAAGUGACGAGGGAGGAGUUCUGAUACUGAUUGAGAAAGGUAUCCCCAGAGGGUUUGAAGCUAUUGCAGCAGCCAGAGAGAUGAUUUUGGAGAGUUACCUGAAAGUUCCCGAGGGUCACAAAACAUUCUAUUCGUCUAACCUUGAGCAGCCGUCUGGAAAUCAAGUCCACACAAAAGUAUCGGGCAUGAUCGUGGCACCGUGCACCAACCACGAUAGAUGUCCUAUGUAUCGGACAGCUGGUCUUUCUCAAGGCCGAAAAGAUAUAUGCAGUUUUCAGCAAAGAUAUAUUCGGCCACCUUUCUUGCAACGUGUGCUCGGAGCCAAAGACCGCAAUCACGACGAUGUGGACUUCUCCUACAUUUCGAUCAUGAAGGGCGAGGAUCUUCGUGAUCGAGCAUUCACGACUUGGGAGCACGUCAGCGACCCAAUGUCUGCCCCUGCUGCGCAGCCUUCUGACCUUCUUUCUGUGGCGGCAUUCCAACAGGCAAGCGUUGCUCAUAUCCAGAAAGGCUUCGAGCACCACGAUCCUACAUGGUCCGACUCGCCAGCUCCACCUCCCACCCAUAUCCUUCCCCGUAUACUUGGCCAGCCAUUAAAACGAUGUGGUCACAUCACUAUAGACCUUUGCACACCACAAGCAGAGAUCCGUCGCUGGACAAUUCCCAAAUCCUUCUCUCGACAAGCCUACCGUGACGCCAGGAAGGCUCGAUGGGGCGACCUUUGGGCACUCGGUGCCAAAACAAACAUAUCUCGGAACCUCAAGCUGGGCACGCCUGCGAAAGACAUGGCGAAGGGCGAAGGUCUAAGAAGUACCAUCGGCAAACCCAGAAGUAGCAAAGAGCGUCUAGAAAUGCAAGCCGCAAAGGCACUCGAGGCAGAGGAAGAAGCCAGCCGCCAAGAAGAGCUCGAAGAAGAAGAGUUCAUGAAAAUGCUCGAAGAAGACAAUCUUCUCGACGAAGCCGACGAAGACGACGACGACGUAAUCGACAUGGAUACUCUUUUACCAAAGAAAGCUAGUAAAUCCCAAACUCAGAAAAAGAAACCAGCAUUCGGCCACGCCAAAUUCGAGGGCGUCAAUAUCUUCCCUCCCAAAUCCGCCACUGGCAGAGCGACUCCUGCAUCUACAUCAGCUGGCCGGACAUCCUCCUCCUCCAAGCCACAGAACAAACAAUCCGCACCACCACCAUCAUCUCGAUCCUCUUCACAAUCACAACACGAACCGCCACCAGACUACAACCGACGCCGCUACGGCUCCGUCGAGACCGACAAUCUGUCAGAAUGGGCUUCUGAGAUCGAGUCGUCAGAGAUGGAUGACGAAGCGAGGAGGCAUCUGGCUAAGACAGGGCGGAGAGCUAGUUCGAAGAAUACGUUUAGGUUGAAGAGGGAUCUGAGGAGGGUGAGGAGGGAGCAAGGAGAUGUCUGA
Molecule: messenger RNA, 4023 nt
Organism: Lithohypha guttulata
Lineage: Eukaryota; Fungi; Ascomycota; Eurotiomycetes; Chaetothyriales; Trichomeriaceae
Gene: RSM22
Product: 37S ribosomal protein S22
Exons: 2
Coding region: 1-4023 (1340 amino acids)
Biological process (GO): translation
Cellular component (GO): mitochondrial small ribosomal subunit
Molecular function (GO): methyltransferase activity; structural constituent of ribosome
Source: RefSeq, a predicted model, not a curated record